AUGAUUUUAGGUCCUCGUCUUUUCAACUUCCUACCUGUCACUAGUGAAGCCAGCGAAGAAUGUCUAGUUUUUGGGCCAAUAAAUCGCGAACCUGAUGAAAAAUUGCAUCCUUGGAAAUAUGAGCGUAUGAACAGUGGAGUUCGUCGAUUUUUUCGUUUAUUUGCUUCUAUCAGUUCAACAAAUUUGUCUCCUCGUCGUCCAUCUGGAGCAAAAUGA
This is a messenger RNA of Meloidogyne enterolobii, 216 nucleotides long. The record is from the annotation of a GenBank genome assembly. Lineage: Eukaryota; Metazoa; Nematoda; Chromadorea; Rhabditida; Meloidogynidae.